AUUUAUAUAUUCACAGCCAGGUUUUGAAUGAAUGAAGGAUGACACUACGUAGCCAUCUGGCUUAAAAAACGUGGACGUGGAGGAUAUUAGAAAAAAAGGUUACGUCUGCCGAGUGAAUGCAGCAAUGGCGACGGAGGAGCAUAAACGCUUAGCUGAUGUAGUGAAGGAAACUCAUGCCCUGUUGCGGACGGAAUAUCAUCAAUAUGGCGCCGAAGUCGCGUGGGAGCGUCAUAUGGCGCGAAAUGACGUUUUACAGAAGUAUGCUACAUCUAUGCAAAAAUUGGCCACUAAAUACUGGAAGGAGAAUGAUUCGAAGAAUGGAACAUACUGUAGAAUGUGGAUAAGAACCCAGUGCAAGGAGUACUUUCUCAAUGGUGGUAAAGAGAAGUACGAUAAGAGAGAACGGGAUAUAUAUGCUAAAAUGAGGAAAAAGUUGGAUGAAAGCUGUACAAACAACAGUGAUGAAGACAUCUGUAUGGAAGAUCAUUUAAAAAAUGCCAAAAAAUCAGUACUGGAUGUAGGUUGUUGUUACAAUCCUUUAAGCGUCGACGAGGCAUUCGACGUCACCGCGAUAGAUUUAAUUCCGGAUUCAACAGGAGGAAUUUUUCGCUGCGAUUUUUUAAACGUCGCGAUCGGAGAGGAGCGAAUUCUCUCGCGAGACGCGCGAGAGAUUUAUCAGCUAGCCGCAAGGUCAUUCGACGCCGUGGUGUUUUCCUUAUUACUAGAGUAUCUGCCAUGUCCGGAACAGAGAUACAAUUGCUGUAGGAAUGCGUACGACGUGCUGAAGAUAGGCGGCCUGCUACUCAUUGUGAGUCCGGAUUCGAAGCACGUCGGAGCAAACGCAAGGUUGAUGAAGUCUUGGAGGUACACGCUGAGCAGAUUGGGAUUCAUGAGGAUCAAAUACGAGAAGCUACGUCACAUUCACUGUCUGGCGUUUAGGAAAUGCGCCUGCAAAGACGUCGCCACGCGAUGGUGCGAGCUGCAGCGUUUUUCCCAGGAUGAUAGGAAAUACAUAUCCGAGACAGAGAUUUUUAUCCCACAGGACUUUCAGACCAUUUGUUUCGAAGAGGAAAGAGGAGAAAAGUCAGUUGAAUACAAUGAAACUGAUCUAGCGAGUACCUUUUCUGAAUUACCAUUUGAUAAUGAAAUGUAGUUUAAGUCUUCGAUGGAUUAUUCACGAGCCAUCUGAAAAAUGUUU
Molecule: messenger RNA, 1198 nt
Organism: Nylanderia fulva
Lineage: Eukaryota; Metazoa; Arthropoda; Insecta; Hymenoptera; Formicidae
Source: RefSeq, a predicted model, not a curated record